GCAUGGUAGUGGAAUAGGAGAAUUAGCAGGCCGUUGGGUGCAGGACUGGAGCGCAAGUCUGAUGUUAGCGCAAAUGAAUCGGUGCUAAUCAGGGCUGGCUCCUCAGCCGUGUGACCUGUUGAGCUGUCCUGCUCUCCCAGGUCAGGUGUUCUGGCUCCCGCGAGUGAGAUGGAUUUGGCCCUAGUUAUCUUGAGGGCAGUCUGGCUUGCAUUAGCGACCAGUAAUGAGAUUGCUCUUUCCAGAUAGCCUCCCUUCCCAGCAGGGCUCCAAGUGAAGAAGAGCCCAGGGCAGUAGCACAAGGGGAUGCUCGUUACUGGGUUCAAACAGGCCCAGCGGCCAUGCAGACGACCGGGCUACUGGGGUUGACUCGUUGUCUGAACCAGCCUGCUGCCAAGAGGGAAGAGAUUUUUCUUUUCCUUUCCAACAACCAGGCAGGCACUGGCUGUUGGAACCACACACACAUAGUAAAAUGUGUGGCUGAAGAAGGACCGAUCUGAGGAUAUUUCCUCAAACACACAGGGCCUGCUGAGGCUGCGUCAGCCCAGUCGCCCGCGUGCCCUGUGAGGUGGAAGUGGUGGCCCAGGGCCUUGACCAAGGGAGAUGCUGGUGGGUCCAGCCAGCCUGUUGCGUCCAGUCUACUGCGCAUUAGGGAAAAGAAGGUGCUGACCCCUUGGAGCCUCACUUGAGAGCAGGGAGACCCCUGUUCCCAGCUCCACGAACCCCCCAUCAGACUGAUGUCAGCUCUUAAGGCUGCCAUCACUGUGCUGAGGCUGCUGCUGAAUCAGGGCCUGCGGAGGCCAAUCCUCAGCUUGAACAGCGACUGAUGUUGUGACUGAGCUUCUUUGUUUAUUUAGCAAAAGGCACGUAUGCUGCGCUUUCCGUUCCGAUGAGGAGUCAUCCAGAAUCACUCCACCGCUUGCUCCACCUUGGCUUGUGGGAUAAGCCACGGCCCCUGAGCUGCUGAAAAUAGGAAGCAUCAGGCCGGACAAAGAGCCUCUCGAUAUACAGGAUUUAUCCCACUGUUUUACUGAGGUUUCUUCUUCCGUUUUCCUUGAUGGAGGGAAAACGCAGACCAUUUUUUCCAGGGGGUAUAUUCCUCUGACUUUCUAGUAUCCAAGCACUACUUGAUGUUGUGGUAUAUAUAACUGCACUAUAGUGGAUUUGGGACUUUCCACAAAGCUUUUGUUCCAGUAUUUGAUGGGUUAAAAUGUAAUCCCAAACUUUCCUCACUCCAAAGAACCUGCUAAAAGGGCUGGAAAAAAUGGGAGAGGCUCUGGAGGAUGAGAAUGUCAUGGAAAGUAAUCCCACACAAACUUCCCAGAGGGAGUGAUCUGGAAGCACAAAGAGAAACCCAAAAAGCCCUCUUGUGCCCCAGGCUGUGUGAACGUGACCCAGAGUACCAAAUCUUGGCUGUAGACCUGAUAUCCACCAACAUGAAUCCUGUGGUACAGGAAUUUCAGCGUGCCGAACUUUCCUGCAUCAUUUCCAACACCAAGACAGCCAACCCCAGGAUCGAAUGGAAGAAAAUAGGGAGCAAGGAGACCACCUAUGUGUAUUUCAACAACAAAAUGCAGGGAGAUUGGAUUAACCGUGCCCAGCUCCACAGCAGAACUUCUCUGAUCAUCUUCAAUGUGACCCGUGCAGAUAAAGGCUUGUACCGGUGUGAGGUGGCAGCGCAUGAAGACCCGCGCAUUGGAGCAGAGCUCAACAUCAAUCUGACAGUUCAUGUGAAACCAGUGACCCCAAAGUGCCGAGUGCCCCAGUCAGUGCCGGUGGGUAAAUCCGCCACCCUCUACUGCCAGGAAAAGGAAGGCUUCCCCGAGCCAACGUACAACUGGUACCGCAAUGGUGAAUCGUUGCCACUUGACUCCAAAUCCAGUUCCAAAUUUCAGAACUCGUCCUUCAAAGUGGACACAAAGACCGGCCUGUUGGUCUUCACCGAAGUGCAGAAAGGCGAUUCGGGCAGUUACUCCUGCAGGGCAAUGAACGCCGUCGGUGAUGCCUGGUGCGAGGAGAUGGAGAUGGAAGUCUAUGACCUGAACAUUGCUGCGAUUGUUGGCGGGAUCCUGGUGGUCACGGGGGUCCUGUCGCUGAUCACAGUGGGAAUCUGCUGUGCCUACAGGAAGGGUCUAUUCGUGAACAACAAGCAGAAUGGAAACAGCUACAAGACUCCAUCAAAGCCCGACGGUGUGAACUACAUCCACACGGAUGAAGAGGGUGAUUUUAGGCAUAAGUCCUCGUUUGUGAUAUGAAACAGCAAAGGAAUUUGGAUUUUUGCCUGCCUGCAAGGAGGGACUGCUGGAGACAAAAAUCCUUCUGGAACUCUAUUCAAGAGCAGAUAACAAAUGAUGUGUGCAGAAGCCUUUAGAGGAAAGAUGAAAAAAAGCAAGCCAGCCAGCCAGCCAGCGCACAUGUGCACACACGUGCGCAGACUGAUUUUGAUUUCUGCUCCCUUCUGUUUUGGCCAAAGUCAAGCAACGAUUUUUAACAACCGAACUGUUGCCUGCUCCCCUAGAAGCGACCCUGUGGAUCACAACCAUCCUUCCCGGCAGCAAGCAGAGCAUUUCGUUCAUUCUUGGCAGGGGAAAAUAAUAUCACCAUAGUAUGGACCGCUGCCUCCAUGCCGCUGGAGGUUGUGACGCUGUGCCAGCUUGGGGUUUACAAACUGCCAGGAUACCUAAACUGAAUAGGGGAAAACAAGCUUGGAAAUGGUUUUGCUUUGCUCUCCCCCCACCCCCCCUCCCUCUCUCUCCCUGUCCCUCUCAGCAGAAGUGUUACAACAGAAGUAGAAUGAAGUCCUGGCUGUGGAGGGUAGACAACCCCUUCCUGCCUGCAACAUCUCUCUCAGCCCAGUCCUGUGAAUUAAUGAAGGUGGCCGCCACUUUGCCAGUGUGACUAGUUGGGAUCAGGGGAUUUUCCCCAGCAGCAAUGUUAAAAGUGCAAAGACACUUUUGCUCUUAAAAGUGCAAAAAAUGUUUUUUUUUAAACACAAAGCCACAAGGUGUUUCCCUGGGGACCCUGACAGCUGCAUUACCUGCAAGCUUUAGUGGCGCCAGGGGCAGCAGGGCUGUUGCCCCCGAAUCCGCUCUCCAUGCGCCCACAGUGCACAGAGAGGCAGCUGGGAGGCUAUGGCAGCACCAGGGGUGGUCCAGGGCUAGUGGAGUCAACCAUGCAGACCCUGUCAUGGUAUUUGCCUUCCUGGGUGAAUCAUGUUCUUCUACCAAAGUCCGCAAGGCAUGGGGACCGGCAUCCCUCAGCAGACAUGCGCACUCAGGCAGAAAAAGAGCAAAGAACAUGGCGGGUUCUUCCCGGUUCGUGGCUCUGUGAUCUUCAUUUCUUGUGAGGCGACUCUGUUCUUGAUGUGGCGUUGUGCGUUUCUUCUGAGCUAGGCGUAACUUCUACCCUUCAUGGAACCUAGUGGCAGGACACGCACAGACACACGUACGUGUGUGUGUGUUGGCAUCUUAAUCUCUCCAUUCCGUAUCCGUUUUGUUGCAACAGGACGCUUCCUUUGGUGAAAUGUGGCAAGGGUGAGAGAGGUAAGGCUUAGCUCAGGAUUGGGGAGAUCAGAUUUGGAUUCUUCGGACGUUCGGCUCUCUCUGCAGGCUCCCUUCUGCGGAGUGAUGCUGCCAUAGCAUUUUCCUUGCUGUAAAGCUUACAGCAGUGAGACAGCGCCACACAUAAUUUCACUUUUAGUUCGGACCAUGCUGGGUCUGGAUUGUGCUAUUGCACAUGGCAAUGGCACUUCCUGCCCAACUAAACUUUUGGACAUAAUUUUCAAACUUCCUUCAGGAAGAAGACUAGGCGGAAACCUUUCUGUGGGGAGAUUUGGUGUUUAUUUGGAAGAGUGUUUGUCAGGUGACCCCCUCCCCCGACAUUAGGAAGAAAGACCCUACAAUCAGCUACCUCUCUGAGAACUAGGACUUGGGAACUACAUGGUUAGACAGCUCGGCUUUCCUUUUUCUUGUUACUUACCUGGGAAGGUAUGUGUUUGUGCACAAGAGGGAGGAGGAGAAAUUCUGCUGUUUUUAAUGGGAGAAUUGUGUCAUUCCAUCUUUUAAUUAGCUGUUAGGUUAUCUGGACACAGGAUUUCGCAUCAGCUCAGCCUUGUCUCUGGCUGGUGCCACAGAAUGGCUGCAGUUUGCCUGUUUGGGUGUUGAGAUCUCUAACCAGGGUUUUGAUGGUUCACGGUACAACAUUUAAAUACUGUCCCCGAAGCGGCACAGGGAGACAUAGCAAGCCCCUUUUGAGUCGCCCAUCAAAUCGGAAUGUUUUGGCCUUUCUCAAACCAAGAGAACUUGGUUCCUUGCUUUACGCAAAACUAUCCCAGUGCUGCCAUUGCAUCUAAUCCAUAGAAUCUGCAUUAUGCCAACUUGCUUUUUUAUUUUUAGUUUGAGCCCCUUUCCGUGCCAAGCUCUUCAACUCAACAUCACCAUGGCUGAGCAAAUAUUCCAGCUGAACAUUCUUAUCCACAGGUUUAGGAUUCUACUGUGGCACCAGGAUGAAGGCAAAAACUUUUCUACUAUUUCCAUUCCUUCUUUUGUAGAAUUCUGCAUUCUAAAUUUUUUGCAAAGAUAUAUUUUGAUUACUGCAAAAACAAACAGUGGUUAAUGUUUCUAUUUAAAAUGUAAAUAGGUUGGUAGGCCAAACAGAGUUAAAUAGCAGUGUUUUAAAGGCUUUUGUUUAAUGACAAACAGGAGUUCCAGUGCUGAUUCAAACCAUAUCAGUAUUGCUAACAAAGUGCAUAGAACAAGCACAGCUGCACAAGUCAAGUGAGAGAGAAUCUUUUUUUUUUCUUUUUUCUUUUGCUUCCUGUUUUCCUUUUUGGAGCAAGUGGUUGUGAAGGUAGGAACAGGAGAAUCACUUGAAAGGAUGUAAUUUUCAGAAACACGUUUACUCACCCUCUUAAUAUUUCUGCUUUUCCUGCAGAAAGAUAAUGACCAGGAUCGAAAGAAUUAUAAAUCUGGUCACAGGAAGGUAAAAAGGAGAUGCAUUUUCUCUGGCAACCUCUGCUGUGUCAUGACAAGCUACAUUUGGGAGUUUCAAAGCUUAUAAUAAUGAAAAUGUGAUGUUGGAAGUAAAACCCCAAAUCCUUUUAAGUGUGUACAAGCCCUUUGGCACACCUAAGGGAGCUACAUAAGUCUUUGGAUGAGUCCUUUGAAUCCUGGUCACAGCUUAAUUAUUAUUGUGUUUAAAGUUGUUAAAUGAAGCCAUAAGUUUUAGCAGGGCUUUCUCUCCAUCAGCUUUCUUUUAGCUUGUCUGAUUUCAGCUCGCAAAAACUCUUUUUGCAAACUAGAAAGAAAGGAAGAGGGGAUGCAGGAAUGCUUUAUACACACAUAAAUAUGCACAGCUUGCUUUUUGAAUACUGACAGGGCUGCUGUCUCAUGCGGUUGUAAGCUGUAAUUCCAAGUUUCUUGCUACGCAUCGUUUACAGCCGGGAAAGGUGCUACAGUGCCAUUCAGUGCAAGUUACUUAAAUGCGUUGCAAGAGCAGUUCUUUGCUGUGAUGGAAAAAGUGUGGGUCUUCUUUAAAAAGGAUAGUAAACUUUUUUUUUUUUAGUGAUGGUGUUUUUCAGCUACAAAUUUAAUGGUCUUAACUUUGGGUGCAGAUCGUAUUUUUACUGCAUUUUGGAUUUUUGGAUUGUUUGUAUUAAGUUUCUUCACGUUCUGUAUUAAUCUGCCUUGGAAUAUCCAGCACACCAAGUGUGGUUUUUUGAUUUUUUUUUAAAGGACAAUGGGAACAGAUGUCAUUGGCACAUUUUUUUCUGUGCAGGAGCCUCCAUCCUUCCCCUCUCCUUUCGAACGAAGGUGGAGACAAGAAGGGGAGCAUUACACUGCCGCCAUCUUGUUUUGCUGCAGCCGUGGCUACCUCUAGGAGGCGUUUGACCAAAGGACAAGUUUUCUACCCACUGCCAAAGUAUGUUCCUUCCUUAAUUAUGCUAGAAUAGGAAUGCCUUCAGAAUCAAAAUGACUCUCUCUUCCACUGUAAGUUUUUCCACUGCCCCUUUUCUGGGCUGCCUGUAUGACCUCAGACAUAGAAAAGGUUUGCAGUUAUUAUAAUAAUUUAUUAGAAUGAAGGACCGGCACUUCUUUGAAGUAGUUCUGUACUACACCUGUAAUCUGGGUUAACAUGGAUAAUUUGCCACAUGGAGAUUGUGGAGCAGCAGGGAGAUCAUUAUCCAACAAGGCUUAGCUGGAGCUGUGAUCUAAUGAGAACACAGAAUCGGUGGGCGAGUUUUCUAGAGCCACUGGAAGGAUGCUUGAGCCUGUUCCUUUCAGCUCUGUAACGCGGUGGUGGAAUCACCAGCCCAGGCUUGUUCACCCAUGUAACCUUGAAUGAUUCGGAGUCCCAUCAGCCAUAGUCAACAGUGCCAGCACUCAGGCAUGUCAGGUAUCAUCCAAAACGUCCGGACAGUGCUGGGCUGAGGAAGGCUGCUCUGAGUUGUGACAGAAUGAUUCCAGGAUCUGGCUUUUCUCUCUGUAGUCAUAUUUGAAUUGGUCUGCUGUGAUGCAUGCAUUGGCUUGAAUGCUGGUUUCUCAAAGGGAUGGAGCUGCAUGGAGGACUGGCUGGGGACCUUCGGCAGGAGGUGGAGGCGGCAGCAGCACUCACGGCCUGCUUAUGGGGUUCCCACGGGCAGCUGACUGGCUGCUGUGAAGAGGGAGGCUGGACUAGACAAAGCCCUUGUCUGACACAGCAGGGCUCAUGCAUUGGCACAGCAUGAUGCACACCUCUCCCGCUCCCUCAGGCCUCCAGAAUUCCUGGGACUGAAGUCAUACCUGUUCAUCCAGAUUAAAUCUGUAGCAUAGAGGGAUGCAUAAUGCCUUCCACUCAAAAGGCCGCGGUCCCCUUCUUCCAGGACACUCCACCCCCAAAGAAAAUGCACCAGUGGCAUCUCUGUAACAAGAGGGGUCUCCGCCUCUGAGACAGCUUCACAGAACUCAUUGUAAAUAUUUGACCCGUUUGUACUAAUGUAUUACAUUUAACUUUGCCAAGAAUGUUUUACAUAAAGAUCGAAAAGGC
Varanus komodoensis (Komodo dragon) is the source of this 7020-nucleotide messenger RNA. It is a transcript of the gene JAM3, whose product is annotated as junctional adhesion molecule 3. NCBI's taxonomy places the organism in Eukaryota, Metazoa, Chordata, Lepidosauria, Squamata, Varanidae. Gene Ontology annotation, biological process: angiogenesis; cell adhesion. The coding region runs from base 1281 to 2252 and encodes 323 amino acids. The transcript is spliced from 9 exons. Gene Ontology annotation, molecular function: protein homodimerization activity; protein heterodimerization activity. The record is from RefSeq and is a predicted model, not a curated record.